Molecule: messenger RNA, 1719 nt
Organism: Penicillium canariense
Lineage: Eukaryota; Fungi; Ascomycota; Eurotiomycetes; Eurotiales; Aspergillaceae
Gene: sti1
Product: Hsp90 cochaperone STI1
Exons: 5
Coding region: 1-1719 (572 amino acids)
Molecular function (GO): Hsp90 protein binding
Source: RefSeq, a predicted model, not a curated record
AUGGCUGACUCUCUGAAGGCUGAAGGCAACAAGGCCUUCUCGGCCAAGGACUAUCCAACUGCAAUUGAGAAGUUCACCCAGGCUAUCGCUAUUGAGCCCGAGAACCACAUCCUCUACUCCAACCGUUCCGCCGUCUACUCCGCCCAGACCGAGUACCAAAAAGCCCUCGAAGAUGCCGAAAAGGCGAUUAGCAUCAAGCCCGACUGGUCCAAGGGCCAGCUCCGCAAGGGUGCUGCCUACCGGGGACUGGGUGACCUCCUGGCCGCCCACGACGCAUACGAAGAGGCAUUGAAGCUCGAGCCGGGCAACGAGCAGGCCAAAUCUGGGCUGAGCGCUGUCCAACGCGCUAUCAAUGCCGAGGCUACGGCUGAUGGUGUUAUGGGUGAUCCUAGCGGUGGCCUGGGUGGCAUGUUCAACGACCCUGCGCUGUUCCAGAAGCUCGCCAGCAACCCCCAGACCGCGAACCUGCUAGCCGACGCCGACUUCAUGGCGAAGCUGAAGAAGAUCCAACAGAACCCCAACAGCGUUGGUGAGGAGAUUCGGGACCCGCGCUUCUUGCAGGUUAUGAGUGUACUCCUGGGUAUCGAUAUGAACUUUGGUGGUGCUCCUGGAGGUGGUCCUGCCGGUGCUCAGGCUGAGCCAGCGUCAGAGGCUAGGCCCGCUCCCGCGCAGCCCAAGAAGCAGCCUACCCCCGAGCCCGAGCCCGAGGAUGAGGAAGCACUUGCCCAGAAGAAGGCCCGGGAGGCUGGUGAUGCUGAGAAGAAGAUUGGUAAUGAUUUCUACAAGAAGAAGGAGUUCGACCAGGCCAUUGAACACUACGAGAAGGCCUGGGAGUUGAACAAGGAUAUUACCUAUCUGAACAACCUGGGUGCCGCUAAGUUCGAGAAGGGCGAUUACCAGGGUGCGGUGGAGACCUGCCAGAAGGCCGUGGAGGAAGGCCGCGAUCUGCGCGCCGACUUCAAGACCGUUGCCAAGGCUUUCGCCCGCAUUGGCUCCGCCUACGAAAAGCUGGGCGACCUCGCCCAGGCCAUCGAAUACUAUAACAAGUCCCUUAUGGAGCAUCGCACCCCGGAAGUCCUGACCAAGCUCCGUACCGCCGAGAAGACCAAGGCUAAGGCCGAAAAGGAAGCCUACAUGGACCCCGCGGCCGCCGAGAAAGCCCGCGAGCUCGGCCAGCAGAAGUUCCAGGAGGCCGACUGGCCCGGUGCCGUCGACGCCUUCACGGAGAUGACCAAGCGCGCGCCCAGUGACCCGCGUGGCUACUCAAACCGCGCUGCCGCGCUGAUCAAGCUGAUGGCAUUCCCGCAGGCCGUGCAGGACUGCGACGAGGCCAUCGCCCGCGACCCCAAGUUCAUCCGCGCGUACAUGCGCAAGGGCCAGGCGCUUGUCGCCAUGAAGGAGUACAACCGUGCGCUGGAUACCUUUACCGCGGCCGCGGAGCAAGACGACGGCACCCACGCCCGCGAGAUCGAGCAGCAGCAGCAGAAGUGUCUGGAUGCGCAGUUCAGUGCUCGCGCCGGCGAGACUGAGCAGCAGACUAUGGAGCGCAUCCAGAAUGAUCCUGAAAUUAUGUCCAUCCUCCAGGACCCCGUCAUGCAGAGCAUCCUCAACCAGGCGAAGGGCGACCCUGCUGCGCUGCAGGAGCACAUGAAGAAUGCCUCGGUGCGCAUCAAGAUCCAGAAGCUGAUGGCCGCCGGUGUGAUCCGCCUGGGCCGGUAA